AUGCAGACUGAAGUUGAAGCCAAACGUAAAUUACAAGAAUAUAUUCGUGAACAACAAAAAUAUUAUGUGAAUGCUCUUGUUGUUGUAACGGUUCAAGUCAUUGCUUCUAUUUGGCCCAACUCAGUUAGUUCUACAAAUUCUGGAAAUAACAAGCCUAUUGCUGAUCUGAAUACAUUUUUACACCAUAUUCUUAAAUAUUCUCGUACAACACAUUCCACUUUACAACUUGCUAUCUUUUAUCUCUUUCGAAUUCGAGCUCGUGCCCAAGAAAGAAAUAAUGAUGUCUAUGUUUCUUGUGGUAGAAGAAUGUUCUUGGCCGCUCUUAUUUCAGCUCAUAAAUAUUUACAGGAUAAGACAUACAAGAAUUCUGCUUGGAGUAAAGUGAGCGGUUUAAGUGUAGAAGAAAUUAAUCAUGCUGAAAAAGUGUUAUUGGAGCUUUUAGAUUAUCGUCUUUAUGUAAAGAAGGAAACUUAUGAUGAAUGGAUUACGAUACUUCAAUCUCAUCUUAAUUUAGGUCCAUUACUUCCUUCUGUUGCAUUGGAAACAACAACAACAACAACAACAAUGGCUUCCACGAUUCAACACACUACUUAUCAACAUAGAUUAAAUUCAAUUAGAAAAGCAGAACAAAGCUUACCAUCUCCUCCUUUAGAUGAAGAUAUUUCUAUACAUGAUCCCAUUCAAAAAAGAAAAAAUACGUGUUUGUAUGAACCUGAGGAUGACAGAAUCACUAAGAGACGUCGUUAA
This is a messenger RNA of Cokeromyces recurvatus, 747 nucleotides long. RefSeq names its product cyclin-domain-containing protein. NCBI's taxonomy places the organism in Eukaryota, Fungi, Mucoromycota, Mucoromycetes, Mucorales, Mucoraceae. Bases 1 to 747 code for a protein of 248 amino acids. Gene Ontology annotation, biological process: regulation of cyclin-dependent protein serine/threonine kinase activity. Gene Ontology annotation, cellular component: cyclin-dependent protein kinase holoenzyme complex; nucleus. Gene Ontology annotation, molecular function: protein kinase binding; cyclin-dependent protein serine/threonine kinase regulator activity. The record is from RefSeq and is a predicted model, not a curated record. The transcript has 2 exons.